This is a messenger RNA of Colletotrichum higginsianum IMI 349063, 1044 nucleotides long. RefSeq names its product Metalloprotease 1. The record is from RefSeq and is a predicted model, not a curated record. The coding region runs from base 1 to 1044 and encodes 347 amino acids. The transcript is spliced from 4 exons. NCBI's taxonomy places the organism in Eukaryota, Fungi, Ascomycota, Sordariomycetes, Glomerellales, Glomerellaceae. Gene Ontology annotation, molecular function: metallopeptidase activity.
AUGCUCUGUCCGUUUAGGAUACUCUGUUUAAUAAGUGUUGCGUCAAUAUCGAGUGUCACACUUGCUCUGCCUUCCCAGAACCCUUUUCUCGACGGAGAAAACCUUGGUCAGACAGAACAACACUGGUGCUCUUAUACGGAUGGCGCUCGCCUCGACGACUCGGACGACCUCGGAGCCCUCCGGGAAGCUGAUCUCAACCUGGCAGCUGAUAACAAGAACGUCAUAAACAUCCCCGUCAAUGUUUUCGUCGUUGGCAACCCAGAGGCAGUGGCGAAACUGACUAAAACUUCUCCAAUACUCAGACUGAAAGAGACUCUCGAAGAGGGAUACUCGGGUCUGGGAAUCUCUUUCAGUCCCCUGAAAUCCUACAUUCUCCCGGGCAAAGUGCAUGGGGAGUAUGUAUACUCCACCCGCGUUACGGAAACCUCGCUCAGUAUGCAGCGCCAGGUCCGCGCCGGUGGCGCCGAGACACUGAACAUAUACCUUGUGGCCAACAUGACACCCGGUCUCCUGGGAUUCGCCUACUUUCCCCAACUGCUGCAGAGGAACGUAGCAGACCUCUUGACCAUCGAUGGCGUCUUCCUCGGCCACAGCGCCAUGGUCAGUUACCUGUCGAAGAAGGCCAUCAUCCACGAGGUGGGUCACUGGCUUGGCCUCUUCCACCCGUUUGCAGGAGGUUGUGCUGUCCCGGACGGAGACCACGUGCCGGAUACCCCGCAGGCGGAAGUCAGGGGCGAUCUGUCGUGCACCGAUGGCAAGGACUCGUGCCCUACGCUUCCCGGUCACGAUCUGGUCCGUAAUUACAUGACGUACUCCACUUGCACCGAGAAACUGUCCUUCACCCCUGGCCAGGUCUCGAAGAUGCGGCAGGCUUGGGACCAGUUCCGAAACCCCAGCACCAGACGGCUUCCUCCUCUCACGAACUGGACUCUUCGCGGUCUGCAAACAGGGGUCGAGCCUGAGGCUACCAACACCACUCUCAUUGAUUUCGAAGAAUAUGUCGGUCCUGAAACUGCCGGAGCAUCGGCAAACAGCACUGGAUAG